Messenger RNA from Blepharisma stoltei, 297 nucleotides. The record is from the annotation of a GenBank genome assembly. Lineage: Eukaryota; Ciliophora; Heterotrichea; Heterotrichida; Blepharismidae.
AUGAUAGGGAUCAUUAAAUUUGGCCACUUAAAUGGCCUCAAUAGCGCUUGAAAACUCAUGACACAUGAACUUAGAAGUCCCAGAUUUGCUGACACAAAAACGACCGAUUUUUCUUGUGCAACUGCACAAAGAAGCCAAAAAAAAUCAUCAAAAGAAAGCGACGAAAAUAAAGGAGAGCAAAGUCACGGAAUAUCGACCAUGCUAAGGUCUCUAGGGCAUUGAUAUGUAACUUUAUCCAAUCUUUCUGAUUCUAUCUCAAUUGAGGAAUUAGGGAUAAAACUAUCAAUCUCAGCAUAA